AUGCGAACUUACAACGAUUUAUUAAAAAAUUCAACAUCAUUCAUUUCCCAAAAGGCUUUUGAAUAUUCUAGGCAAUACGAUUUCAGCUCUAAUAAUUGAUAUUUUAGAACACCUCCUUCUUCAGCUUCCCUUAAGCGUAAAAAGCCAUGUGAAAACGCUAUAAAGCUUAUAGACUGUUUGCAUAUACUUAUGAAUUACAAAAAUAAUGAUUAUGAUCGUUUUUAUAAAACUUAUGAUCUAAGUGUCUUAUGGAAUUUGGAUCAUCAAUGAUGAAAUUAUGCGGUAAGAUUGACUGAUAAGCAGCUGAUGAAAAUAUCUGAAGUUAUUGAAGAACUGGAUAGCUGAAGUUCUGGAGCAAAUUGUCAUUUGAAAGAUAUUUAUUUAUGAAUUAAAGGGACGAGCAUAAAACUUUUAGCAGUCAGAGCAAAAUCUAGCUGUGAAAAGAUUAGAGAAGAAGUAGAAAAAAAGAGAGAGUCAAAGAAAAAAGAGUUAAGAUGUCUACAAAGAGAGCUGCUGGAUGCUAUAGAUUUUAAAUCUAAAAUCUAA
Molecule: messenger RNA, 546 nt
Organism: Blepharisma stoltei
Lineage: Eukaryota; Ciliophora; Heterotrichea; Heterotrichida; Blepharismidae
Source: the annotation of a GenBank genome assembly